Molecule: messenger RNA, 438 nt
Organism: Penicillium malachiteum
Lineage: Eukaryota; Fungi; Ascomycota; Eurotiomycetes; Eurotiales; Aspergillaceae
Product: dihydrodiol dehydrogenase
Exons: 2
Coding region: 1-438 (145 amino acids)
Molecular function (GO): oxidoreductase activity
Source: RefSeq, a predicted model, not a curated record
AUGGAAGAUCUUGUUCGGGAGGGCCUGGUCCGGCAGAUCGGCAUUUCCAACUUCAAUCAGGCACAGACCGAACAGAUUCUUCGCCAUGCGACGAUUGCACCUACUGUACAUGAGUUCGAAUGUCAUCUCUAUUUGCAGCAGUCUGAGUAUGUGAAGUGGACCCUCGACCACGGGAUGCACCCUUCGCUUCUCUCUUUUGCCUCCGCAAAAGGGUUGACGGUAGCACAACUGGCUUUAGCUUGGAACAUGCAUCGCGGCGUGAUUGUAAUCCCGAAAAGCGAGCACAUUGAGAGAGUUGCGGAGAACUUUGUCGCGCAGUCAGUAUCCUUGUCUGCGGCAGAUAUGGAAUUCCUCAACAGUCUAGAUCAGAAAUCUCGUUUCAACAAUCCUAGUAAAGAGUGGGACGUUCAACUUUAUUCCGGAUUGGAUGGGAUCUAA